CAUACGAGCGCAGUGAGGAGGUGCUGCUUCACGCGCACACACGCACACUCACUCACUCUCUCUAUCUUUCUCUCACACACCUACACGCGCAGAGCGAGUGAGCGGGACUCCUGCCGAGUGGCGCCCCAUUUCCGCGGACGGCCAGCGAGAGUGAUCGGUGUCCAAAGUCCGCGAAGCUGGAUUCCCGGAGCUCGUCACCAUGGCCGGCGGCGUUUAGGUCCUCCAUGGAGCAACCAAACUUGUACGAGGUUGCCCCUCGGCCCCCUCUCAGCAGCAUCGCCGCGAGUCCACACGGCGCUUACUGCUACAAGGACGAUCUGAGCGAGAUCUGCGAGCACGAGAGCUCCAUUGACAUCAGCGCGUACAUCGACCCGUCGGCACUCAACGACGACUUCCUCGCCGACCUCUUCCACAGCGGGGGUGGAGGAGGAGGAAUAGGCGCGCGGCAAGACAAACACAAGCUGGCCGCGGGUGACUACGGCGGCUACGCGGACGGCGCGCAGCACGCCUACGGCUACGCGAGCGGCUACGCGGACCCGUUGAAGCUGGAGACAGCGUACGAGGCGCGCGUAAGGCCCGCCCUCGCCAUCAAGCAGGAGCCGCGAGAGGACGACGAGACGGGUCACGGGCCACCACUGCCCCCUUUGCCGCCGCCCGCCUACCAGCACGCGCACCAGCAUGGCCAUCCCCACCACCCUCACCACCACCCGCCGCACCUGCAGUACCAGAUCGCGCAUUGCGCGCAGACCGCCGUGCACCUGCAGCCGCCGGGACACCCGACGCCGCCGCCCACCCCGGUGCCCAGCCCGCACCAUCACCAGCACGGCGGGUCCUUGAAACUGUUAGGAGGAGGAGGGAGCGGAGAUCGCUCAAAGUCCAAGAAGCCUGUGGACAAGAACAGUGCCGAGUACCGGCUGCGGCGCGAGCGCAACAACGUGGCCGUGCGCAAGAGCCGCGACAAGGCGAAACAGCGCAACGCCGAAACGCAACAGAAGGUGAUCGAGCUGGCGGCGGACAACGAGCGCCUGCGCAAGCGGGUCGAGCACCUCACCCGCGAGCUCGAGACGCUGCGCGGCAUCUUCCGACAGCUGCCCGACGGCUCUUUCGCCAAGGCCGUGGGCGGCUGCGCCUGAACGGAGAGACGGCGCGCAAGCUCGAUACGGUUCUCUCAGUUUUCUCCCCCCCUCAGAGCGUCCGCCGGAUGGACUUUAAAGACGUGACACGAUACUGAAAAAAGUGUUUUCCACACGAGCCAGGCAGCUGCGGUCUACAUGUGCCUUUUGUACAAAAAUAUUACUAAUGAUAAUAAUAAUGGUAAUAAUGAUAAGCUCAUGUCUGCACAUAGUCUAUUUGAACUUAUGGACUCAAUGGCUGUGUUGUAUUUUUUUCGUGUCAAUGAAAAUGCCAAACAUAUCAGUGCAGCUCAUUUAGGGCAUGAUUUCACUUCAGCAGCCGUUCUUGAUGGUUUUGAAAGGUACCAGCUUUUCUGCCCCCGCCCCCCUCCUCGGCAAAGCUAAAUCUGCAUCGUGCACAAGGCUUUUUUUCUUGCAAACUUCUUAUUUGCAAAGACAUAAAUGUGCACAAGGCUUCUUGCAAACUUUUCUAUUGCAGAGACAUAAACGUGCACGAAGCUUUUGGCCCUCUGUUUUGCAGAGACAUCAACGUGCACUGAUGAACCUUCGCUGCCAUUCUGCUUACAGGCUGUAGCUCAGCUCCACACCCUUCACAGUACGGUAGUCUGGGACGGGUCUCGUCUGCAAUGGGGGUUGAAUAUGUCUGUUAAAUGGACUGAAAAUGUCAAGCCAAAGCAAAGGACUGGAAGCCCAUCCUCUAAACUGUGGUCAUCUGCCCUUCACACGGCGGAUUUAUAUGCACUAUGUGUGGUCAGAUUUCAUGACCUGACGGAGAACAUGUUUGGGGUACUGAUGUGUAAAAGCUUUGUAUUUAUGCAGUAAUGAUGGGUGUGAAAGGAGGAUCGCCCUGCGCUUUCUCACCCCCGUGAAGUGCUGUUGUAGCUCAGUUCAUGUUUGUUUUGUUUAGUUUUGUUCUUUGAUGAGAACUGAAUAUCAGUGCCUUUCGACUUUUCCUGUCCUCUCCUGUCGUCCACUGGCAGAACUUUUCUCUUUUUUUGGAUUCUGUAAAUUGUUGAAAUACAGACUAGAGCAAAGGAAAAGGAAGCACUUUUUUUUACAAACCGCCAUAUUGCAAAUGUUAUAUGAAUGUUUAAAAUACUUUUCAAUUGUAAAAUGAACAUUAUAUAUGCCAAAAAUUACGAAUUAUAAUAAAAAGAAUAUUGUGUUACUUAU
Messenger RNA from Pygocentrus nattereri (red-bellied piranha), 2306 nucleotides. It is a transcript of the gene cebpa, whose product is annotated as CCAAT enhancer binding protein alpha. Gene Ontology annotation, molecular function: RNA polymerase II cis-regulatory region sequence-specific DNA binding; DNA-binding transcription factor activity, RNA polymerase II-specific. Gene Ontology annotation, biological process: regulation of transcription by RNA polymerase II; myeloid cell differentiation; DNA-templated transcription. The coding region runs from base 225 to 1133 and encodes 302 amino acids. The record is from RefSeq and is a predicted model, not a curated record. Lineage: Eukaryota; Metazoa; Chordata; Actinopteri; Characiformes; Serrasalmidae. The transcript has a single exon.